AUGGAAGCCGCCCUUCUCAUAGAGAAGAACAUGAAUCAAGCCCUGUUGGAUCUGCAUGGCCUGGCCUCUGCCUGUGGAGACCCCCACAUCUGUGACUUCCUGCAGAACCACUUCCUAGAUGAGGAAGUCAAACUCAUCGAGAAGAUGGGUGACCACCUGACCAACCUCCGCAGGCUGGCUGGUCCCCAAGCUGGGUUGGGCGAGUAUCUCUUCGAGAGGCUCACCCUCAAGCACCACUAG
Rangifer tarandus platyrhynchus (Svalbard reindeer) is the source of this 240-nucleotide messenger RNA. NCBI's taxonomy places the organism in Eukaryota, Metazoa, Chordata, Mammalia, Artiodactyla, Cervidae. The record is from the annotation of a GenBank genome assembly.